AUGGAUUACCAGAAUCGCGCUGGUUCAAAGUUCGGCGGUGGCGGCGUGGCAUCCCACUCUGCCACCAACGCCGACCGGCGCGAACGACUGCGCAAACUCGCCCUCGAGACCAUCGACCUGGACAAGGACCCCUACUUCUUCAAGAAUCACGUCGGUUCCUUCGAGUGCCGGCUCUGUCUCACGGUGCAUCAGAAUGACGGCUCCUACCUCGCCCACACUCAAGGUCGCAAGCAUCAGACGAACCUGGCCCGCCGGGCGGCCCGAGAACAGAAAGAGGCACAGAAGGAUGGCAAUCUCAUGGGUGCGGGCAUGAUGGGCGUGCAGGUGCGCAAGAACAUGGUCAAGAUCGGCCGGCCGGGGUAUAAGAUCACCAAGAUCCGCGAUCCGCUGACUCGCCAGGUCGGCCUGCUGUUCCAACUGCUGUACCCGGAGAUCACUCCCAACGUCGAACCGAAGGUCAGGUUCAUGAGCGCGUUUGAGCAAAAAGUCGAGGAGCCCCCGGAUCGGGAUUACCAGUAUUUGCUCGUGGCCGCGGAGCCGUACGAGACGUGUGGGUUCAAGUUGCAGAGUCGCGAGGUUGAUCGGCGCGAGGGGAGAUAUUGGACUUGGUGGGACGCGGACGCGAAGGAGUUCUGGUGCCAGGUGCUGUUCAAGACGGAGCGGGAUGAGCGGUAUUCCAAUGUGCCGGGCCUGGCGCCUGCCGGGGUGAGGAGAUGA
Molecule: messenger RNA, 717 nt
Organism: Cladophialophora carrionii CBS 160.54
Lineage: Eukaryota; Fungi; Ascomycota; Eurotiomycetes; Chaetothyriales; Herpotrichiellaceae
Exons: 1
Coding region: 1-717 (238 amino acids)
Biological process (GO): spliceosomal complex assembly
Cellular component (GO): catalytic step 2 spliceosome; U2-type prespliceosome; U2 snRNP
Molecular function (GO): zinc ion binding; nucleic acid binding
Source: RefSeq, a predicted model, not a curated record